Molecule: messenger RNA, 1311 nt
Organism: Aspergillus niger
Lineage: Eukaryota; Fungi; Ascomycota; Eurotiomycetes; Eurotiales; Aspergillaceae
Exons: 1
Coding region: 1-1311 (436 amino acids)
Biological process (GO): peptidyl-arginine methylation
Cellular component (GO): cytoplasm; nucleus
Molecular function (GO): protein arginine N5-methyltransferase activity
Source: RefSeq, a predicted model, not a curated record
AUGGCCGACGCAGACCCAAUGAUAACCUUCACCCAAGACCCUAACAUGGCCCUAAACCUCGACCUCAACAUCCAAGAAAUCCUCCUCGCCGCAUCCACCCACAACAUCCCCCUCCUGCGGCGCCUCAUCCGCGAAAACCAAACGCCCGGGAACCCCGCAAACGUCAAGGACCCCGAGACAGGGUUCUCGCCGCUCCACGCGGCCAUCGCUGCAUGCGAAGAGAGCAACGAGGAGGGCGAGAAGCAGACGAAUGGCGUCGACACAACCAACGCUGGUGAGGAGGGUGGAGCGUCGGCCGGCGUCGUCGAAACAGUCAAGUUCCUGCUCGGGGAGGGCGCGAUCUGGAAUGAUCUGGACUUGAAUGAUGAGACGCCCGGGUGUAUUGCGAGACGGUUGGGGUUGAUGGAGGUUUAUGAUAUGAUUGUGGAUGCGGGGGUUCGGGCGGAGUUGUUGUUGGGAAGGUUGGAGGAGGGGUGGGAGGCUUUGGGGGAUGAUGACGAUGAAGAUGAAGAGGAGGGAGAGCAGGAGGAGGGCACGGAGCAGCAAGAAGAAGAAGAAGUUGUUACUGCUGAAGCUCCUGCUAACGCUGCUGAACCUACCACCUCCACCGAAGAGAGCGCAGUAGUAGAAGGCCCCUCCGUCACCCAACCACGCUACCUCGACUCAAACCUAACAUUCACGAACGAUCGACUCCUCGACAGUGACCAAAACGGCGUCAUGAUGUCGUGGGAAUCCACCAUCAUGGAGAAAUCCGCGGCGAAGCUGCUCCCCACCCCCGGACUGCGGGUCAUGAACAUCGGACAUGGGAUGGGCAUCGUCGAUACGUUCCUGCAGUCACAUGGACCCAGUGAGCACCAUAUCGUGGAGGCGCACCCGGAGGUGGUGGCGGAGAUGAAGCGUAAGGGGUGGGAUCAGAAGCCCGGGGUGCGGAUCCAUGAGGGCCGGUGGCAGGAUGUGUUGCCUGCGUUGGUGGGCGAGGGGGUAGUGGUUGAUGCGAUCUACUAUGAUACGUUUGCCGAGUCGUAUAGUGAUUUCCGGGAGUUCUUUUCGGAGCAGGUGAUUGGGAUUUUGGAGCAGGAUGGCGAAAAUGGGAGCGGGCGCUGGGGAUUCUUUAAUGGGAUGGGGGCCGAUAGGCAGAUUAGUUAUGAUGUUUACCAGAAGGUGGUGGAGAUGGAUUUGUUUGAGGCCGGGUUUGAUGUUGAGUGGGAGGAGUUGGAGGUGCCGGCGUUGGAGGGUGAGUGGGAGGGUGUGAGGAGGCCGUAUUGGAGGAUUGAGAAGUAUCGGUUGCCCGUGUGUAAGUUUAUGGAUUGA